AGGUUCGGUUGGAAAGCGGAGUAAUUAGUACGGUUCUGUUGAAAAGCACCGGCUAAAUUCAAAAUGUUCGGAUCACUAAAGUUUGUUCUUUUAUUAGGCAUAAUUUAUUUAUGUAAAGCGGCCGAGGAGGAUGUUCUCGAUCUUACAGAUUCCGACUUUUCGGCUGUUUUAUCUCAACAUGAUACAGCCCUGGUCAUGUUUUACGCGCCUUGGUGCGGUCAUUGUAAGAGACUAAAGCCAGAGUAUGCGGUAGCCGCCGGCCUGUUAAAGACCGAUGUCCCUCCGGUGGCGCUAGCUAAAGUAGACUGUACGGAAGGUGGCAAGAGUACUUGUGAACAAUUCUCUGUGUCCGGAUAUCCUACACUGAAAAUAUUCAGAAAAGGAGAGCUUUCUUCCGAGUACAAUGGACCAAGGGAGUCUAAUGGCAUUGUCAAGUACAUGCGUGCCCAAGUUGGACCCAGCUCCAAGGAGCUCCUUACAGUAGCUGAUUUUGAAGCUUUUACUUCUAAGGAUGAAGUAGUGGUUGUCGGAUUCUUCGAAAAGGAAUCUGACCUGAAAGGAGAGUUCCUGAAAACAGCUGACAAAUUAAGGGAGGAGGUUACUUUUGCUCAUUCAUCAGCCAAUGAAGUUCUUGAAAAAACCGGAUACAAAAACAAUGUGGUCUUGUAUCGUCCCAAGCGACUCCAGAACAAGUUUGAAGACUCAUCUGUUGCCUUCGACGGAGACACCGAGAAAGUGUCACUCAAAGCUUUCAUCAAGGAGAACUAUCACGGUCUGGUCGGCGUUCGCCAAAAGGACAACAUCCAUGAUUUCAGCAACCCCCUUAUUGUCGCUUACUAUGAUGUUGAUUAUACCAAGAACCCGAAGGGCACUAACUACUGGAGGAACCGUGUCCUCAAGGUAGCCAAGGAGCAAACCGAGGCGACGUUCGCAGUCAGCGACAAGGACGACUUCACGCACGAGCUCAACGAGUUCGGCAUCGACUUCGCUAAAGGCGACAAGCCCGUAGUGGCCGGCCGCGACGCAGACGGAAACAAAUUCGUCAUGAGCGCGGAGUUCAGCAUCGAAAAUCUACUAACGUUCACAAAGGACCUGCUCGAUGGCAAGCUGGAGCCAUUCGUGAAAUCCGAGGCCAUACCGGAAAACGACGGCCCAGUGAAGGUAGCCGUCGGCAAGAACUUCAAGGAACUGGUCACGGACAGCAACAGGGACGCACUCAUAGAAUUCUAUGCGCCAUGGUGCGGACACUGUCAGAAGCUUGCUCCCGUCUGGGAAGAGCUUGGUGAAAAGUUGAAAGAUGAAGAAGUUGACAUCAUUAAGAUCGAUGCAACUGCAAAUGACUGGCCCAAAUCACAAUUCGACGUUUCCGGCUUCCCCACAAUCUUCUGGAAGCCUAAGGACAGCUCCAAGAAACCUCAGAGAUAUAAUGGAGGACGUGCUCUAGAGGACUUCAUCAAGUAUGUUUCUGAACAAGCCACAAGCGAACUUAAGGGCUGGGACAGAAAGGGUAACGCCAAACAAGGAAAGGAAGAGUUGUAGGCGUGCUGUUGUGAUUCAAAACUUUCCAUGAAAGAUCUGCGUGUGUAUUUGUGUGAAGGAUGAAUGUAAUGUGAAAAACAAUGAAAUAUGACUUCUGAGUUUAUGUGUGUUAUAUCUGUCCAAGGGAAAGCAGAUAUGAAAAGCAUUCUUUGGGUACAGAGACAUUGUCGUUCCUCUUGCAAUAGUAAUGUUGCAUUCAUUAACCAUCAUAUUUACUGAUAACAGGUCUAGGAUAACUUUACUAGAUUUACAAAAUAACACAGAUGCAUAAACACAGUUUCAUCUCUCAUUGCUUUCAGUGUACGGGGCACAAAUGUAUGAUAGCAUUUUAGACCUUUUGGUAAGGAAAUAAUAAACAUUUUUAUAAAAAUCGCUAGUGUUGUCAUAUGUUGUGUACUGAUAAACCUCGACUUGUGGGUGAUAAAUUAGUUACAUAAGUUGAGAUGUCCAUUUAUAAUUAAAAUUGUUCUAAAUACAGUAAGUUUGAUUGCAUUUUCUUACAUUAUGUCAGUGAAUAAUAAUAAACUAGGUUGUAUUUAUAAAA
Bombyx mori (domestic silkworm) is the source of this 2083-nucleotide messenger RNA. RefSeq names its product protein disulfide-isomerase like protein ERp57 (gene ERp57). Gene Ontology annotation, biological process: response to endoplasmic reticulum stress; protein folding. NCBI's taxonomy places the organism in Eukaryota, Metazoa, Arthropoda, Insecta, Lepidoptera, Bombycidae. Gene Ontology annotation, molecular function: protein disulfide isomerase activity. Gene Ontology annotation, cellular component: endoplasmic reticulum. The record is from RefSeq and is marked provisional.